AUGAAAAGCUGGAAGGAUGGAAGAGCAGGGCUGUUGCUGCCAUUGGCCCUCUUGUUGCCAUGGACACAUAGCUCACUGGCAUACCUUUCUAUCUCUUCCUCGUUUCUUUUAGUAACAUGUGGCCGUGGAAUAAGUGGCAGAUCUCAACAAUGGGAAAAUAUUUCUGCUAUCAUGGGAGGGGAACCUGCAAACAUCACUCAGUUCCCGUGGCAUGUGGGGAUUAUGCAUUACGGCAAUCAUCUCUGUGGGGGAACUAUUCUCAAUGAGUGGUGGAUCCUAACUGCAUCCCAUUGCUUCGACCAAACAAACAACUCGAACUUGGUGAUCAUUCACGGCAAAGAUGACCUCAACAGCACAAAACUGGUGUAUGAUAAAGUGAACAAGUUAAUCACACACCCGAAGUAUGAUGACCUGCUACUGGACAAUGACAUAGCUCUGCUCUUGCUUGAAUCCCCACUAAACCUGAGUAUCAACAGCAGGGUACCCAUCUGCAUUUCAGAAGUCUCUGACCUAGUGGCAUGGAGUAACUGCUGGGUAGUAGGAUGGGGUGUCACCAAUACCAGUUCCCCAAAAGACAAAUCUGCAAAGCUUCGCAAAGUCCAAGUGGAGCUGUUUAGAACGGACUGGUGUAGCCUUGUUGUCUCUCUAGUAACCAAGAACAUGCUGUGUGCCGGAUCUCGAACUGCUAGGAAGGAUGCCUGCCAGGGCGACAGUGGGGGAGGUCUGUUUUGCAACAAAAAGAAGAACAUAACCACUUGGUACCAGGUGGGCAUUGUCAGCUGGGGCAUGGGCUGUGGCCAGAACUUGCCAGGAAUAUACACGAAGGUGUCGGGUUACCUGAAGUGGAUUAGCAGGGUGACUGCGAAGGCAGGGAAGCCUUAUAUGUACGUGCAUGACUCCGUGUGCCCUUUGGUGCUAUCGUGCUGGCCUAUCUUGUUCCUCUAUCUUGCAGUGUUUCUUCUAACCUGGUGA
Messenger RNA from Acomys russatus (golden spiny mouse), 972 nucleotides. Its product is annotated as serine protease 52-like. Gene Ontology annotation, biological process: proteolysis. Lineage: Eukaryota; Metazoa; Chordata; Mammalia; Rodentia; Muridae. The record is from RefSeq and is a predicted model, not a curated record. Bases 1 to 972 code for a protein of 323 amino acids. Gene Ontology annotation, molecular function: serine-type endopeptidase activity. The transcript has 5 exons.